Molecule: messenger RNA, 1458 nt
Organism: Lachancea dasiensis
Lineage: Eukaryota; Fungi; Ascomycota; Saccharomycetes; Saccharomycetales; Saccharomycetaceae
Source: the annotation of a GenBank genome assembly
AUGGUUCGUUUGGGUCCUAAGAAGCCUCCCGUGAGAAAAGGGUCGAUGGCCGACGUGCCAGCCAGCUUGAUGGAACAGAUCACGCGCUUCGAAGAGGUGUUCACGGUGCCUGCGGAGAAACUGAAGGAAGUCACGGAGCGGUUUGUCGGCGAGCUGAACAAAGGUUUGUCGAAGAAGGGCGGGAACAUCCCUAUGAUUCCCGGCUGGGUGAUGGACUUCCCCACGGGUUCGGAGACCGGCGACUACCUGGCCAUCGACCUUGGUGGAACCAACCUGCGUGUGGUUCUCGUCAAGCUGGGCGGAAAACGCGAUUUCGACACCACCCAGUCCAAGUACAAGCUGCCUGACCACAUGCGCACGGGCUCUGCUGACGCGUUGUUUUCCUUCAUCGCCGACUGUCUAAAGGCUUUUCUCGACGAAGAGUUCCCAGAGGGCGUGGACCACGCCUUGCCUCUGGGCUUCACCUUCUCCUACCCAGCGUCUCAGGACCGCAUCAACGAAGGGUUUCUACAAAGAUGGACCAAGGGUUUCGACAUUGAUGGUGUCGAGGGGAAAGACGUGGUGCCAAUGUUGCAAGAGCAAUUGAAAAAGCGCGACAUCCCAAUCGACGUCGUGGCCUUGAUCAACGAUACCACUGGUACCUUGGUUGCCUCCAUGUACACCGACCCAGAGACCCGUAUGGGCUGCAUCUUCGGUACCGGUGUCAACGGUGCCUACUACGAUGUUUGCAGCGGUGUUGAAAAGCUACAAGGUAGAUUAGCUGACGAUGUUGACCCUGAUGCCCCUAUGGCGAUCAACUGUGAAUACGGUUCCUUCGACAACGAGCUCAUCACUUUGCCAAGAACCAAAUACGACAUACUCGUCGACAAGCAAUCCCCAAGACCUGGUCAACAAAGCUUUGAAAAGAUGACCUCCGGUUACUACUUGGGUGAGCUACUGCGUUUGGCUUUGGUGGACUUGGCUGGCCAAGGUUUGAUAUUCUCUGGCCAAGACUUGUCUAAAUUGGAAAAACCCUACGUGAUGGACACUGCCUACCCUGCUCGUAUUGAAGAAGACCCAUUCGAGAACUUGGAAGACACCUAUGACAUUUUCAAGAACGAGUUGGGUGUCGAAACUACCAACGGCGAACGUAAGCUCAUCAGACGUUUGGCUGAACUCAUUGGUACCAGAGCCUCCAGAAUGUCUGUGUGUGGUAUUGCUGCUGUCUGCAAAAAGAGAGGUUACAAGACCGCCCACAUUGCUGCUGACGGUUCCGUUUUCAACUUGUAUCCAGGCUUCAAAGAAAGAGCUGCUGCUGGUUUGAGAGACAUCUUUGAUUGGGAAGUUAAGAAGAACUAUGAAGACUACCCAAUUGUUAUUGUCGCUGCCGAAGAUGGUUCAGGUGCUGGUGCCGCAAUCAUUGCCGCUUUGACUCAAAAGAGACUCGCUGCUGGCAAGUCUGUCGGUGUCAUCAACUAA